This is a messenger RNA of Amyelois transitella, 789 nucleotides long. RefSeq lists its product as uncharacterized. The transcript is spliced from 2 exons. The record is from RefSeq and is a predicted model, not a curated record. NCBI's taxonomy places the organism in Eukaryota, Metazoa, Arthropoda, Insecta, Lepidoptera, Pyralidae. The coding region runs from base 1 to 789 and encodes 262 amino acids.
AUGCCGAAGCGUAGUGCAGAGGAUAGAAUUGCAUGUUAUUCACGAAAAAUUAAGAAGCUUCAAAAUGAAGAAAUUAAGCGCCGCAAACGUGUUAUUAUUUAUUCUGAUUCAUCAGAUGAUGACAAUACUCAUAUCGAAUAUAAUAAAAACGCUGACAAUAACACUGCCAAUAUCGAACCAGAGGUUCCUGAUCAGGCCGUGCCCUUGCCAGAUGACCCUCAAACCGAUGAUCAGCCUUUGUCUUCAUUAGAUCCUGAUAUACUAAUGGCAUUAGGGGAACCCGCUCAAGAGGAAGUUGCGUAUGGAGAGGACAUUCACCCAGACUUAGCCCAAAGAUGGGCUCCUCUUCUCCGUAAAGGCCUGGUUGAAAAGGAACAAAAAGAUAAAUUGUUAAAAGAAUACGCAAUUCCUAAAAAUUGUAAACUAUUUAGAGCCCCCCUUUUAAACCCAGAAAUCAAUGCUGCAGUCUCCGAAUUUGCCCGCGCGCGGGAUAAAAAGAUUGAAAAUGGUCAACAGCAACUAGGCAUAGGUCUAACAGCCAUAAAAAGGGGAAUGACGGUUUUGCUUACUUCCGAUAACAAAAUACAGGCUAUAAAAUAUUUAUCUGAUGCCUGCAGAAUCUUAUCAGACCUUCACGCAGCUGAGUCCCAGACCCGUAAAAAGUCUCUAACCCAAGGUUUAGAAAAAUCUUUCCUUAACCUCAUCCAAGACACUGAUCGCGACGAAACGUUAUUCGGCGCUGAUUUACCAGAUAAGAUUAAGGCGUCAAAAGACUCCUACCCUACAUAG